AAUUAUUUCGUCUGCGAACUUGAAGCCAAAGCUUACGAAGAUCACCUCGAAAGUACUUGUAAUUUUUGUAUCAGCUGCAUAACUCGUGUACCUUAGGAAUAGAAACAUGCCAGACCACGCCCAAUACUUAACAGCUGAACAGCAAGAUGAAUUAAGAAAGAUAGCUAAUGCUAUUGUUGCACCUGGUAAAGGUAUCCUAGCUGCUGAUGAAUCUACAGGUACAAUUGGAAAGAGAUUCUCCAGUAUUAAUUUAGAAAACACAGAAGAAAAUCGACGAAGAUACCGAGAGCUCCUCUUCUCGUCCGACGCCUGUGUUGCUGAAAAUAUCUCUGGAGUAAUCCUCUUCGAAGAAACCCUGUACCAGAAAGCUAAAGAUGGAACACCAUUUGUGAAAGUUCUCCAAGAUAAGGGAAUCAUUCCUGGUAUUAAAGUUGAUAAGGGAGUUGUUCCCCUUGCUGGUACUUUCUCUGAGGGAACUACACAAGGUCUUGAUGGUUUAUCAGAAAGAUGUGCCCAGUACAAGAAAGAUGGAGCCCAGUUUGCCAAGUGGAGAUGUGUGUUAAAAAUUGGCCCACAAACCCCAUCAUAUCAGGCUAUGUUAGAAAAUGCUAAUGUUUUAGCUCGAUACGCCAGCAUCUGUCAACAAAAUGGUUUGGUACCAAUCGUUGAACCAGAAGUUUUACCAGAUGGUACCCACACACUUGAAGAGGCCCAGUAUGUUACUGAAAAGGUAUUAGCUUUCCAAUAUAAGGCAUUAAGUGAUCACAAUAUCUUUUUGGAAGGUACUUUAUUAAAACCUAACAUGGUAACAGCUGGUCAAGGAUGUACAGUUAAAUAUACAGCUCAACAGAAUGCCAAGGCUACUGUUGAAGCUUUAUCUAGAACUGUCCCUGCUGCAGUCCCAGGAGUGACCUUUUUAUCUGGGGGUCAAUCAGAGGUUGAUGCCUCCAUUAAUUUAAACGCUAUCAACGCCUACCCCGGUCGUAAACCCUGGGCUUUAACUUUCUCAUUCGGUCGAGCUCUUCAAGCCAGUGUUAUUAAGGCUUGGGCUGGUCAAGAUGCCAACUUGGGCAAAGCUCAAGCUGAAUUAAUCAAGAGAGCCAAGGCUAAUGGUAACGCCUCCCUGGGAAAAUACACCCCCGACGGUGAGGGAGAGGCUGCUGCCCAAUCACUCUUUAUUGCUAAUCAUAGUUACUAGACACUACACAACUCAGUGAGCCCUGAUUAGAGUCAACUAUCUUCAAUAGAACAACUGGGCUCUAUCUCAAAAUUGUCAAUUACUAAUUCAUUAAUGCAAUUUUGUUUAAAAACGGAUUCUUAGACGUUAUUCUCAAUUAGCUCAGUGGUUUUAAAAAUGUUUUCAGUUUAAAAUCUAAGUUAUAUGCUAUGCAUAUUAAAAUAAAGUAAACCACAUCUUUCUUAAAGAACAUAAACUAGUGUUGUUCUACGUCAAAAGAAAGGGACCUAAUUCAGAAUAGCGUCUGAUUUCUUUAAAUUAUGAUUUUGUGGUGUAUUAUUUAAUUAUGUGAUCGUUCGAUUCUUGAUAUUCCCUGAUUUUUAUCAUGCUGGCUCUCGUUUCAUGAAAUCUUAGGAUUGAUUAUUUCGAAGGUCUAAUUUCACAUUAGAUUUUUGUUGGUUUUUUAUGAAAACCUUUCAAUUUAAUACAUGUAAAUUUGCACUCGUUUCAGAAUUUUGAUCCCAAGAUUUUAAUUAUGAAACAGGGCUCUAGUCUGUAAAUUUGUCUAGCAUGGACAUAGCUUUGCUUGUACACAUACUAAAACUAUCUUAGUAACUAUAGAAUAGUAGGGUUUCUGUUUUUAGUUUUAAAAGAUGGAGUUCAGAUUCUGUUGUACUAUAUUUGUUCUGUUAUUGUCUAUUUCAUUAUAGUGUUCCUCUUCAGACUUCCUUUAUAUUCCUGUAAUACCACAGUUGUAUGUAACUAUUAGGAAACGGGUUAUAACUUUAGUAUUUGAAUGCUUGCAGAAUAGCUUUAAUUUUAUCAUAAUGAAAUUGAAAGUAGUAGACUUGAAUGUCCAGACUGUUAUUUAAAUGGCUUGUUUGUUAUCUAAGACUAGUUCAUCAGGUACAUUUUGUAUGCAUGAAUUCUGAUCUCAAAGCAAUACAAGUUUUUUUUUGAAAAACUGAAAAUUUGAUGCCGCAUCUGGCUGGCAAAGCUACCCCAAUUUGGCAAGCCAUUUUCAGGAUAAAAAUACUGCGUUCUUUACACGCAAAUAUAUGGUAUGGAGUCUAAAUUAAAGAGAUGAGAAAUCCAGUCACUAUAAAUUCAUCUGUAUGGCGGGAAUGUUAAUAAACUGUGGUUUAAACUUGCCCUCACCCCGGGGUGGGAUCGAACCCUCUUAGCAAGAAAAAUCGGCUUCCAUACCCUUUAAAUUAAGCUCACUACUCUUUUUGGCCCCACACG
This is a messenger RNA of Lottia gigantea (owl limpet), 2422 nucleotides long. RefSeq lists its product as hypothetical. NCBI's taxonomy places the organism in Eukaryota, Metazoa, Mollusca, Gastropoda, Lottiidae. The transcript is spliced from 9 exons. Gene Ontology annotation, molecular function: fructose-bisphosphate aldolase activity. The record is from RefSeq and is a predicted model, not a curated record. Gene Ontology annotation, biological process: fructose 1,6-bisphosphate metabolic process; glycolytic process. Gene Ontology annotation, cellular component: cytosol. Bases 107 to 1198 code for a protein of 363 amino acids.